CGCCAUCAUCGACUCUCGACUUUCGACGACCAAUUUGAAGGACGACGACUAGCAUCGGCAUCGACGCAUCAUAGCGACGCCACUGACUGCGACACCGCCUAUACCAUUCACUUGAGACGCAAUCAACGUGGCAUUCAAACUCCGCCAGUAAUUGCAUCAGGACGUUCCGGAGUCUCAACAGCGGUCAACUACGAGCGAGACGCUGGUUGCGACUCACGACGCCAAUUGACAAGUCCCGUCUGACAUUUCUUGACGAAAAAUCAUCAUGUCGAAUUACAGCGGUCGGCACGGCCCCAACGUGUCGCAAUACCUUCGCGACCUCAACACCAUCAGCCCUCAGGCGGAUACUCUGGAAGAGAGCAGCUUAAACUUCGAGGAGGACCUGAACAUCUUCACAAACACCCAGUUCUUCGACUUUGACUCUGGCCAGAACACCGACUUCCAAGCUCAGCCCGCCAAGCCUGAAGGCAAGGCUCCCCACAGUGGCACCACAUCUGAGGAUGUAAGCGCUGCACCCUCAGUGAUCGGUGAAAUGCCCAACUUGGAUUUCAUGUCCGACUUUACCUUCCCAGAGUUCAACAACAACAACACCACAUAUGCGGCGCCCCACAUGAACAACUUCUCUGAACAGGGCUUUGCGCCCCUGCAGCCGAACCACGGCCACGUACAGGUUCCUCCUCACCAUGCGCGGUUCCAUCAGGCACCCCCACAGGUUGGCGAGAAGCGCAAGUCUGAGUCUUUGAACCAAGAGGAGGCUGCUAGAAUGGCUGCCGAGGAGGACAAGCGGAGGAGGAACACUGCUGCCAGUGCCCGUUUCCGCAUCAAGAAGAAGCAGCGUGAGCAGGCUCUGGAAAAGUCCGCCAAGGAGAUGUCUGACAAAGUCUCCAACCUCGAAAGCAAGGUGUCUCAGCUUGAAACCGAGAACAAGUGGCUGAAGAACCUCUUGGUCGAGAAGAACGAGGGCAAUGAAGACAUUGUUGCUCUUUGGAAAGAGUUCACCAAGCACGCCAGUGACAAGAGCAAGGCCGCAUCCGCUGAGUCAAGUAGCGGCGAGAAGAUCAAAGGAGAGCAGUGAGCGAGCUCAUGUUGAUAAUAUUUGUUUUGAUCUCUCUUAAUGUCAUGCUGUUCGAAGGGGGGGAGGCGGGGGGCGUUGCUUUGGUUACUGGCGUUACUGUUAACUGGAUCGAGGGAGCUUUGUCCUGUCUUGGGAAGAUUCGAAUCAUGGGAUAACCGAUUCAAUCUGGGGCUGAAAUAAACGAAGCUGGGCGGCGGAUAUCUAUUUGGCUUUAUUUGUAUGUGGCAUAUAUCCAAAGUGGUUGGAGAUGGAGAGCCGAAAGCAAAAGAAAUGGGCUCCAUGUGGGAAAUGACGCUUCAUUUAUGUUAUAUGAAAUGUUCAAAUUUUUUUUUCUCUAAAUCUCCGUUUCGUAUUUUGUUCAUUAAAUUGUCUAUUGUUUGCCAUCGGUGUCGUGAUUGCCACUAGCGCCUAUGCGAUUGCCCCCUUCGCUGAUGCCACGAGCCUCUCUCAGGG
This is a messenger RNA of Trichoderma atroviride IMI 206040, 1528 nucleotides long. RefSeq lists its product as uncharacterized. Gene Ontology annotation, biological process: regulation of transcription by RNA polymerase II. NCBI's taxonomy places the organism in Eukaryota, Fungi, Ascomycota, Sordariomycetes, Hypocreales, Hypocreaceae. The record is from RefSeq and is a predicted model, not a curated record. Gene Ontology annotation, cellular component: nucleus. Gene Ontology annotation, molecular function: DNA-binding transcription activator activity, RNA polymerase II-specific; RNA polymerase II transcription regulatory region sequence-specific DNA binding.